CAAAUACGAUCAAUCGUACGACCGAAAAAUAAAUAUGCAAUCUAAUGAGUAAUGAUAACAAGCCAUCAAUCAAUCAAGAGUCUAUCAAAAGAAUUAUCUAAGAGUGUAACUGAAACUUUUUCACCUGAUCGGGUACAAAAGAUUCUCGUUGAGCUUGGAUUUGGUGAAGAUAACGUAGCAUCAUGGAAUGAACCCAUUGAAGUCCCUUUUGGGGUUUCUUCAACUCUUUUUAUAGCCCGUGUUGCCAUUAUUUACGGUCUUCCAUUUCGACAUAUUGACCUUUACCCCGAACUUGAUUAUAUUCAAACACAUGGUGGAGAAAUCCCGAAAUUUGUGAAUAAAAAAAUUCAGUCAUUGAGCACAAAGCAAAUUUUGGGUGGAGAACCUCGAAACACCAUACCUGAAAACAUAUUCAUAUAUGAAUACAUAUAUAAACCCGAAGAGCAAGCGCUCAAUGUGGUUAGUCAAAUAAUGGACAAGUUUGGUCAUACAAAAAAAUUUCUCUAUCGCGGAAUCAAUACUCAUGAUAUUAGAGAAACUCUUUUAGAAGGGUUUAUGGAGGUAAGAGGUCGGGUUUCCAUGAGAAAAGAUUUUGGGGGUGGACUAUAUGCCACUCCAGAUAUUGAAUAUGCCAUUAAAUACGCUGGAAGGAAUGGUUCACUCCUAGUUUUUGACUGGUCAGACCUCGAUAGAAAUCUUACAUAUAAAAUUUUAGAUGAUUUAGAAGUAUGGAAAGCGACAGUAAAAGGCUUUAUUUGCCUAGGGAACAACAAUAAACCGUUACCUCCACAACAUUAUGAAGACAUUAUUCAAGGUCCGAUUUCCUCCAAUUAUGAUGCUAUCAGUCAUUGCCAUGAACCAGUACCUUUAGAUACUGAACAAGUUGUUGGAAAAACUGAUUUAGGCAUUAAGGCUUUUGCCAAUCGUUUUUUUGCCAUAGUAUAUUUGAGAUAA
This is a messenger RNA of Rhizophagus irregularis DAOM 181602=DAOM 197198, 954 nucleotides long. NCBI's taxonomy places the organism in Eukaryota, Fungi, Glomeromycota, Glomeromycetes, Glomerales, Glomeraceae. The record is from RefSeq and is a predicted model, not a curated record.